UCUCUAUAUAAAAGCUUUAUUUUAACAAUCUAUGCAGAUCUACUAAGAAAAAGUAAAACACUGCAAAACAGAUAACAAGAAUAACAAAGAUAAAAAUGAAAGUGAUACUUGGCGUCCUUUUACUAUUUGUGGUUACACAUGGUUUAGAUGAGCUGCUUGAUGAUUCCGUAACAAACUUAGAACAAGGAGAAUUACUAGCUGUUAUUCCUGAAUUGGCCAAAUCCUACACAAUAUCGUUUAAUUUAAAACCUGAGUCAUAUUCUUAUGGUUUUCAUAGUGUUCUUCAUUUCACCGUUGGUAAUGAUCUUAGUAACUACGGAGACAGAACUCCUGGACUUUGGUUUCAACAGCAUGAUUCUAACUUUACAUUGCUUCACAUUGCUGUGCCUAUAAAUGAAAAUCCUAAUAGACAAAUAUAUAUCGAUGCGCUUCCUCUCAAUGUUUGGACAAACGUUGUCAUUAGUCAGCAGCGUGUUGAUAGCAAAUAUGUUUUGACUAUUGCUCUAAAUAAAACAAAUGUACUUUUUAUAAAUAACAAUAAACCCAGAACAUUUAAAAAUGUUAAGGUUUUUGCAUCAGAUCCCUGGUAUCCACCUCAUAAUGGAUCAAUAAAAAAUGUAAUUCUAGAAAAUGGAGAACCAGGAGAAUCUUUAGGAAGAGCUAUUCCUCCAAAUCCCUAUGCAGCGAUAUACGAUGAAGUUACACUGAAGAAAAAUUAUUUGAUUGGGCUUUUAGGAAAAAUAGAAAGAUCAUUUUUUAUUGAUUUCAAUUUAAAACUCAACAGUUUUUCAAAUGGACAAAGAAGUGUCAUUCAUUUGACUAUAGGAGAGGAUAAUGUAAGAUACGGUGAUCGAAUUCCUGGCAUUUGGAUUUAUAAGAAAAAGUUACGCAUUGCUUUUGAUACAAGUAAUAAAAAAAGUAAAUACUUUGAUUCCCAGCCACUUUCACUACAUCAGUGGAUAAAUAUUAAAACAAACCAAAGUGUUGAGUCAGGAAUUAAUUAUUUUAAUGUAUAUAUUAAUCACAAAAAAGUGUAUGAAGUACAAUACUUAAACGCGCAAAUAUUUAAAAAUGUGCUCGUAUACGCAGGAGAUCCAUGGUAUAAACCCCAGGAUGGCUCCAUCAAAGACUUUCUACUUCGUAGCUCGAACGAAAAUUUCAUUUAUGAAAAGAAAUAAAUUUUGAAAAAAGAAGCCAUACGAAAAAAGACGUUUUGUUUUAUUUUUUUAAGUGUUACAGCUCAUUUUAGUGUUUAAACUUGUAACUUUUACAUAAAGGUAUAUACUUCA
This is a messenger RNA of Hydra vulgaris (swiftwater hydra), 1289 nucleotides long. RefSeq lists its product as uncharacterized. The record is from RefSeq and is a predicted model, not a curated record. NCBI's taxonomy places the organism in Eukaryota, Metazoa, Cnidaria, Hydrozoa, Anthoathecata, Hydridae.